Molecule: messenger RNA, 1380 nt
Organism: Pecten maximus
Lineage: Eukaryota; Metazoa; Mollusca; Bivalvia; Pectinida; Pectinidae
Product: monocarboxylate transporter 14-like
Exons: 9
Coding region: 1-1380 (459 amino acids)
Biological process (GO): monocarboxylic acid transport; transmembrane transport
Molecular function (GO): monocarboxylic acid transmembrane transporter activity
Source: RefSeq, a predicted model, not a curated record
AUGUCUGAAUCCCUUGACGGUGGAUGGGGCUGGGUGGUCACAUUUUCAUCCCUAACGCUCAACUUUCUCAUUGGCGGGAUUUGCCAUUCAUUCGGUGUGUUCUUCUUGGAGUUCCUGGAUUAUUUCGGAGGCAGUAACGGGAAAACGCAACUGUUGAGUUCAGUUGUAAAUGGAACCGUUUACCUUCUAGGACCUAUUGCUGGCGCUGCUCUAAAGAGGUUCGGUUGUCGAGGCGUCGCAAUGUUUGGGGCGGUUGUAUCCAGUGCGGGAUUGAUACUGUCCACGCUCUCCAUGGACCUGAAUGUCAUGAUUUUGCUGUACGGCGGAGUUGUGGGUGUGGGCUGUGGGCUAAUGUUUACUCCCUCCAUUGUCAUCGUCAACUAUUACUUCAAUAAGUAUCGAGCAUUCUCCACUGGUAUUGCGAAAUGCGGGUCGGGAAUAGGAACCGUCGCUUUCCCACCUUUGUCGAUGUCAGCCAAUGAAGGAGCUCUUCUAGUAUCUAUCAUCGGCAUUUCUAACACUUUGUCAAAGAUUGUGAUUGGUAAAAUAUCUGACCAAUCAUGGGUCGACUGUAUCCUCAUCAAUUGUGUGUCGCUUGUGAUUGGUGGAGUGACCACGUGUUUUGUGCCAUAUUACCGUCUGUUCAGUAUCCUGGUGACGUACUCCAUCAUAUUUGGAGGAGUUAUGGGGUCAUUUACAACACUGAAUGUAAUUAUUGCGAUAGAGUUGAAGGGUCUUGAGAGACUCCCAAAUGCCUUUGGUCUUCUCAACCUUUGGAUUGGGAUAGCCAUACUACUUGGAUCUCCUAUAGCAGCUGUAAACAAGAAGAACAGGAUGUCUGGACCCCUAGACGGUGGAUGGGGUUGGAUGGUAACAUUUUCUUCCCUUAUGCUCAACUUUCUCAUUGACGGAAUUUGCUUUUCUUUCGGUGUGUUCUUCAUGGAGUUCCUGGUGUAUUUUGGAGGCAGCAACUGGAAAACCCAACUGCUAAGUUCAGUUGUAAACGGAACCACUUUCCUUCUAGGACCUAUUGCUGGCGCUGCUCUAAAGAGGUUCGGUUGUCGAGGGGUCGCGAUAUUUGGGACGGUUGUAUCCAGUGCGGGAUUGUUCCUGUCCACCUUCUCCGUGGACCUGAAUGUCAUGAUUUUGCUGUACGGAGGAGUUGUUGGUGUGGGAUUUGGGUUAAUGUUUACUCCCUCCAUUGUCAUAAUCAACUAUUACUUCAGCAAACGCCGAGCAUUCGCUACUGGAAUUGCGAUGUGCGGGUCGGGAAUAGGAACCUUCGCUUUCCCACCUUUGUCGGGUUUUGUACCAACAAGUGAAAAGACUUCUUCUUCUUCUUCAUUCUAUUCUGUGGCAACAACUGCUUCACAAUGGUAA